CAGAUGCUGCCUGCAAGGUGGAUUGAAUUGCAGCAUGAUCAGAUAUAAAGUACAGACCAAGGAGGUUUUACAGAUUUGAGGCAGCUAGGAAUUAUUUAUUUCAUGUCACUUAUGAAAUAGUAGCUAUCAGCCAGCACUAUAGUACAGCCACAUAGUAUCUAAUUUUUGUUGAUGGAAUAGUCCAUCAACAAAAGGGAUUAGAAAACAAGUGUGUAACAUGGUCCAAGUGGUGCAUAUUUUGUCAUUUGGCAGCUUUCUGCUAAGGCUCUCCUACAAGGGGAGCAAAGUCAGAUGGUUGAUUUUGAGGUAGUAAAAUCUCCUGACUCCCUAGAAUGAGAAGCACUGUUAAACAACCCUCUGAGAACAGAAUGCUCAAGAGUUACAACACUUCAAAUCUAAGUUCUUGUAAAUUGGAGAGUAGGGAGCUAAGGCUGUUCUAAGGUUUUGAAAAUGAUUUUUACUUUUUCAAGGCUGCAGAUAAAGACAGAAGCCCACAUUAAGUUUGGUGGAGUCAGAUGGAUUUUUAGAACUAAAUCUACCCUCAUUUGUACAACUUAGGUAGCCUGAAUCCAUGAGUUUCCUAAACAGUUAGUGUAGUAUGGCCAAAAAAUAUAUUUAGCCUAAGCAAUAAAGUGGCAACUGGAUGUAAAUAGAGCAACAGUUAGAGGUAGUAGCAGUUUUGAGUAAAUCAGGGAUAAGAAGUUGGAUAAGAAUAUUAGUUCCUAAAUGGGAACAAGUAUAAGAGAUGCAAGUUGCAAACAUUAUUUCACAGAAUCCAUUAGGUUGGAAAAGACUUCUGAGAUCAUAGAGUCCAAGCUUUGGCCAAACAUACCUUGUCAACUAGACCAUGGCACAGUGUCAUUGCUGAACAACCCAUUCUGUGAAGGAAUUUCUUCUGAUGUCCAAACUGAGCCUUCCCUGGGGGUAGCUUGAGGCUGCUGUCCUCUCAUUUGGUUGCUUGGAAGAAGAGAUGCCCACUCUCACCUGGCUACGUUGUCCUUUCAAUUUCAGGCAAAAUGUGAACGGCAGUUACCAGAGCUAUGCUGAGAUUCAACAGCAAAAGAAGUAAAAUAUGAACAGUGGUCUGGGGCACCUUGUUCUUGGAUAGUUAGAGCAACCAAGGAGGAGAUGGGAGUUCUCAAAUACGUCUUUUGUCUUUAGUGUCUGAGGAGGUACAGACGGCUCCCGAUCUUCUCCAUUACUUGCCAUUUCAUUCUUUGGACUAUAAAUGACAGAGGAACUGAAGUGCUAGCAGAGGGUAAUGUUUGGAAAACUUUCUAGUUAUUCAUCAGCACAGACUCUGGGUUUUUUCCACCUUUCCCCAACGGUUUUGGACAUGCAAGGAUUAAGAAGGAUACUGACUGCUUUCACACUGGCUGUCUGCCUUUCAAGCCCUGGAAAAGCACAGCAGCAAUGCACUAAUGGGUUUGACCUGGACCGUGCCUCUGGGCAAUGCUUAGACAUUGACGAAUGCCGGACUAUUCCUGAGGCCUGCAGAGGAGACAUGGUGUGUGUCAACCAGAACGGUGGCUAUCUGUGCGUGCCCCGCACAAACCCGGUGUACCGCUCGCCCUACCUGAGCCCCUACUCCAACGUGUACCCCCCGCCCCCCGCCCCCGGCCCCGGCCCCAACUACCCCACUGCCACCCGGCCCCUCAUCUGCCGCUUCGGCUUCCAGCUGGAUGAAAACAACCAGUGCGCUGAUGUGGAUGAAUGCGCUUCAGAUUCUCACCAGUGUAACCCCACCCAGAUCUGCAUAAAUACUGAGGGGGGCUAUACCUGUUCCUGCACUGAAGGCUACUGGCUGUUAGAAGGCCAGUGUUUAGACAUAGACGAAUGCCGCUACGGCUACUGCCAGCAGCUGUGUGCCAACGUGCCCGGCUCCUACUCCUGCACCUGCAACCCGGGCUUCACCCUCAAUGACGACGGGAGAUCCUGCCAAGAUGUGAAUGAAUGUACAAGUGAAAACCCUUGCACUCAGACCUGUGUCAACACCUAUGGCUCUUUUCUCUGCCGCUGUGAACCUGGCUAUGAACUGGAAGCUGAUGGAGUUAACUGCAGUGACAUGGAUGAAUGCAGCUUCUCAGAGUUUCUCUGUCAGCACGAAUGUGUGAACGGGCCUGGCUCUUACUACUGUACCUGUCCUUCGGGCUAUAACUUGCUUGACGACAGUAGAAGCUGCCAAGAUAUCAAUGAAUGUGAAAUCAGAAACUUCACCUGCACUUCACAGCAAACAUGUUUCAAUAUCCCAGGAGAAUAUAAAUGUUUAGACCCAGUACGAUGUGAGGAGCCUUAUCUCCAGAUUAAUGAGAACCGCUGCAUGUGUCCCGCUGAAAACCCUGGCUGCAGAGAUCAGCCGUUCACCAUCCUGUACAGAGUGAUGGAUAUGGUGUCUGGGAGGUCUGUGCCUUCGGAUAUUUUUCAGAUGCAAGCAACAACUCGCUACCCUGGAGCCUAUUACAUCUUCCAAAUCAAAUCAGGGAACGAGGGCAGGGAAUUCUACAUGCGGCAAACGGGACCCAUCAGUGCUACUCUGGUGAUGACCCGGCCCGUGAAGGGGCCCCGCACCAUCGAGUUGGACUUGGAAAUGAUCACUGUUAACACCGUCAUCAACUUCAGAGGAAGCUCCGUCAUCCGGCUGAGGAUAUUUGUAUCACAGUACUCCUUCUAAACCUCCAGUUUGUGCCCUGGAAACAUUCAGCCAAAAGAGACAGUUCCUCCUCUGCAGAACUCUCUCCCAUAGCAGCUCCAGACCAAAUCACUCUUUCCACAGAGCUGGUGACCUACGCCUGUCUAGAGGCUUCUUCAUGCACAGUCCUGACCAGGAUGCAAACACCUGAAGAUCCCAUAUGAUUGUCUGUGUGGUCAUGUAUUUUAAGGACUCUUCUUCUCACUGUAAACACUUCUAGGGCAUGAAUCUAUGUGAAAGACUGUGAACCUUUGUAGCUCCAAGGCUGCUUAGCAGAAAGCACCAAAAAACUGAGGAAAAAGCUGGCUUUUGCAAUCUUGCCUUUUCAAUUUUUUUUUUCAUUAUAAAUGAAAAGCAGACAAGCAAGCAGAAACAGAAACAAAAAACCCACCUAUUGAAACAAGGGACCUCAGGAGUCCCAAUUUGCAUUCCCAAUUAUCUCUGGAAUUAUCAGUCAGGCACUUUGUUUCAAUUCACCCUGCAUUUGUCUUACUUUCACCUGGUUUUUUUCAUUCUAUUUUAUAGUUAAAAUUCAUUGUAAAUUCAUUCCAAAAAAACGUGUUGUACUAUGUAAUCUUUUGCUUUCUGACAAAGUGUCACAUAUUUGGGUUCCUUUCUGUAUUAAAUCUUUCUAUAUAACAGAAUUCAUAGAAAUCUAUCACUGGAUGGUGUGUUUUACAACAUUUAGGACUUUAUGCUUAUUUACACUCAAGAUUUUUGAUAGGCCUCCACUGCCAGAACAGUGUCCAGCAUAAGUAUGGACUUUAGAGCAGAUAAGAAUCAGAAUUUUAUUUUUCCCUGUUUUCCUCAGUGUGAUAGUUGCAAACAGUUUCUAAUGGCUACAAGGUAGUAAUACUAACUCUGUAGGUAUGGCUGCAAUUAAUCUCCUGUUCAAAGACUCAGGUCAGACCAGUCCAAAUUCCUUCAGAAAAUAUUAAUUGGUUUUUGUUUUUGGUUUUUUUUUUUCACUUGCAAUGUCUCUCAUACACUUCUGACAUGGAGGGAAAUAGCUGAAAAGGACUAGGAGCAGUCUUACUCAUGCUUCUACCACAAAGCAGUCCAGCCUAUACCAGUACCCCAAUCUCAAAUAGUGGGAUCCCACAGUUUUCAUGGGCAUUGUCUUAUCAGGUAUAACUGCUGUAACCAAAAAAAAAAGUUUCUUCUAAAGUCUAAUCUGAAUCUCCAUUGUAAUCUGUUGCUUUCUAACCUACAGUAGAAAUUGAGAACAGUUUAUCUUCCCCUUUGCAGCAGUCUAACGUGUCUGAAGACUGUUGUCACGUCUCCCUUCAGACUGUUCUUCUCUAGUCUAAACAAACCCAAUUCUUUUGGUCUUUCCUCAUACAUCACAUUUUCUGGACCUUUGAUCAUUCUUGUUGCUCUCAUCUGGAUUCUCUCCAGUUGGUUCACAUCUUUUUUGAAGCACAGUGCCCAAAAGUAUUCCAGCUGAGGCCUCUCAGUGCUAAGCUAAAUCUAUACAUAGGUUUAAUAGUUUGAAAAAAAAUUAAAAAUUGUAUAGUUGGAAGGUAUAAUGCGUGUUGAAGCCACUGGCACUUUGGUCUUUUAUUUUAAUAGGGAUGAGGGUUUAUAUGCCUUGUUCUUAAAUCUGUUUGAAACAAGCUCUUUUACUUUGUUUUUCCUUAUUGGCUUUUUGGCUCUCUAGCAUUGCUAGGACAGGAAGGAUAACCUUUGCUUGUCUUUUGAGAACUGGAAGUGCUCGGUGCUACUUGGGAGAGGUUUACAAAGACUGUAAUGUGGGCAAGUAGGAGCAGAGUAGCAACGUGAGGUCUUCAUUAAAGUGGAGUAUUAAAUGGGAGAAUACAGAGUUGGAAAGUUAUUACAACAUAGACUGCAUGAUACAACCAGAAACCUGCCUCUUGUUCCUAGUAAGAUUUGUGAAUUAGUAGAAAUUCUGCUCUUUUUCCUUGUACUCAGCUUGAAGGAAGCCCUGAUGCUCUCAGCAAUGAAACACUGAGUUUAGCAGCUUCCGUUUCUUAAUGGUUUAAAGGCUUUCUCUCUGCUGCUACAACAUCCCAGGAUGCUGUGGCUCAGAGCUCUGUCCUUUAUUGCAAAAACAAAAAGGCUGGAGACUGACUCCAGGGUUUAGUGAGCCAAGCUGAAGGCAGAAAGCCAAUGAGUUUUAUGAGCAGCCGACUUGGAGGAGAUAAAUGCAGAGGAAAUGGGCAGAGAAAUAUCAGAAACAAGAAUUUGUUUCCUGAGUAUAUCAUGGCUCAUCAAGUACCACAGUCUUGGAGGGAAAAAUAGAGAUGAUUGGGAAGGAAGAAUGAUAAUUUAUAACCAUGGGACUAAAAGUGCUCCUGCUCCAGACGAUGGAAAUAAAAAAUGGGAAGCAUGCAGGCUCUGGUGGACCAGAGAGCAGCCGUGGGGCAGGCAGGGUCUUGCACUGAAAAUGUCCAACUCUUAAAAUGCUGCCAGCUUUCUCAGAGCUUAAAAUCCUCUCUUCCCCUCUUUUUGUGCCCUUAUGUUAUGCCUCCUUCAUGCUCAAUUGAGGAGUCCUCUCUUCCUGCCACUACAUCAUGUCCUGGAGUGGAAGCACACCCUGUUAGACAUCAGACAGUUUGUCACUUCUGGCCUGUUCUCCCAUGGCCCCCACAUACCAACCUGAUUUAACCCUACUUUAGAAACAUCAAAACCCAGAGGAAUUCCAUAACAAAACACUUUGUUAAAAGAGUAAAGCUUGAGUGCUUGGUUUUAGCAGGGUCCAGCAAAUACCUAUAAAACAAUAUUACACUUUCUAUAUAAACAUUCUGCGCCUUAAAAAAAAGUGAAAAGUCUGGAAACAAAGGAAUUCAGCCACUUCUCAACUGCCAUAACAUCUUUCAUCACUCACUAUCACUCCAGCCAACUUAAACUUUGCCAAAAUAUAUGCCAAUCUCAAAAUAAUAAAUUACUAGCAGUUUAUAACAUCUAAACUCUCUAUUUCCUACUCAGGGGUCGGUUUUCAAUAGACCAUUGCAGACUCAAAUAUUACAGCAAUUCUCACCAAAUAAAAAAAGCAGACUACGCAUGUCAGGUUUUUACAGCAUGAAAGCUAAAAACGUAAACAUGCAACUGUUUCAUAUAUUCAUGUCCUCCUCUGAGGCCAGGACUCCUCAAAAGCAGACAGAAUUCCAGGUCUGCUCAGAAAAUGAAUCUUUAUUGUAAUCCACUGCUGACGAUUUUCUAACGUGAAGAGUUCUGCCAUAUGGUUAAUGGCCAGUAUUGUGAGCAGCACCAAGGCAGAGCACAGACCCUGGUCUGGGUGUGCGGGGUUCCCUCUGGCUCUGCUUGCUCAGGCUGGCAGAGCUGUUCCCUUGCCAAGCAGGGAAGGGACAGCUCUUUGCCUCUCCUGCCUGUCAGCUGUCAUGUCUGUUUGAACACAGGUUCUCAGCAGAAAAACUGCCCUCCACUGUGUGUUUGUACAGCACCUAUUGCCAAUGCAGUAACUGGAAUAAAGGUAAAAGAAAGCAGAUAUGGCAGCAAUCUUUGAUACAGAUCACAAUAAUUGGGAAGGAAAAGCUAUUCUGAUAAAUGAAAAAAAUUGGUUCAUGCUAGUUGGGUUAGGUGCCAGAGGGAGUAAAGUGAAUCCUAUCGUCUGGCUUAUUUGACUUUGAUAUAUUUUUAGGGAAUUGACUUUUUGACACAGACAACAAAAUGUUAUUUCACCCAAGAGUUUCCUGGAUCCCACAGAAUUGCUUUUCAACUGGUGAUUUUCACUGACUACAAUAACUUUGUUUUAAAAACUCAACUUCUUUUGAGAACCUGGUCACCCACCAUCACUGAGUGUGGUGCCCAGGGCCAUUCAUACGAGCUCUCUCCUCUUCAGUUGGAGUCCUGUAUUCAUAUUUGCCUUUUUUUUUUUUUUGACUUAGCCUUCAGAAGAGUCAAUUUUAUUGUCUCAUAAACAUGGUAUCAGCAUAAGCAGAACUUGUAUAAUAAUUUUUCUCUGUCUAGAGCUGGCAGAACAGUACAAUCAGUACAACUUGUGGUCAUGCAAGCUCUCCAGCCUGGCUUAUUCACAGAAUAUGCUACUGAAUAUCUUCCACAGCAUGUAGCUGUAUUAUAGAACAAGGAAAAUAUCAUAACAUAAAGAUGUUUAAAAAAAGGAAUAAAAGUAUGCCCUAAUGUUAUUCAAUCCUGACAGGUGUUAUUUUCAAAAUAAAUCUCUAUCCCCUAUGGACAAAC
Molecule: messenger RNA, 6871 nt
Organism: Passer domesticus (house sparrow)
Lineage: Eukaryota; Metazoa; Chordata; Aves; Passeriformes; Passeridae
Gene: FBLN5
Product: fibulin 5
Exons: 13
Coding region: 1262-2671 (469 amino acids)
Biological process (GO): elastic fiber assembly
Molecular function (GO): calcium ion binding
Source: RefSeq, a predicted model, not a curated record